AUGAAGCCGUCCAUAGACGUGGAGUCGCUACGCUCGGAGCAUGAAUCUGACGAGCAGUGGGAGGUGCGUCGCAGCUUCAUGAUGGAGCAUAAAGACAACUUCGACGAGGAGGAGCUGGUGACACUGGCACAGCUGUUCACCAACAUCGAGUUCCUGGGCUGCAGGUACCCAGCACCAACAAUGAAGAGAAUCGCGAAAUUAGCAGAGAAAGUCUCCCAGAAAUACAAGGAAAGCCGUCGAAAUAAACUCAAGAGGACUUUUGUUCAAGCAAGCGAUGCAGCAGAACAGAAGGCGAAGAGAAGUUUCAAG
Molecule: messenger RNA, 309 nt
Organism: Iphiclides podalirius (scarce swallowtail)
Lineage: Eukaryota; Metazoa; Arthropoda; Insecta; Lepidoptera; Papilionidae
Source: the annotation of a GenBank genome assembly